Macadamia integrifolia is the source of this 792-nucleotide messenger RNA. RefSeq names its product norbelladine synthase-like. The record is from RefSeq and is a predicted model, not a curated record. Bases 124 to 600 code for a protein of 158 amino acids. Gene Ontology annotation, molecular function: signaling receptor activity; protein phosphatase inhibitor activity; abscisic acid binding. Gene Ontology annotation, cellular component: cytoplasm; nucleus. The transcript has 2 exons. Lineage: Eukaryota; Viridiplantae; Streptophyta; Magnoliopsida; Proteales; Proteaceae. Gene Ontology annotation, biological process: defense response; abscisic acid-activated signaling pathway.
UACCAAAUCAUCUAAGAGUCUAGAAAAGGCCUUUAUAUAUGGUUUGUUUCUAUGGAGGUAGCAGACUAGCACUACUUACAGGGUAAGUUUUUGGUUAGUAGAUUUCCUUUGAGAAUCAUCAAAAUGCAUGGAGAAGUUUCAAACGAUGUAGAGGUAGGGGUACCAGUUGCUAUGGUUUGGGAUAUCUAUGGCAACCCCCUCAAAUUAGCCAAGGUUUCCACUGAGCUACUUGCCGACAUCGUCAAAAAGAUCGAAAUUCUUGAAGGAGACGGAGGAGUUGGCACGUUGAUGAAGGCUACGUUUCCUCCAGGAAGUGGUUUUGAUUACACAAUAGAGAAAUACAAAAUUCUUGAUCAUGAGAAGCACUUGAAGGUAGCUGAGAUCAUUGAAGGAGGGCCAUUAAAGCUUGGGUUUAACUUGUACCGAGUGAGGAAUGAAAUAAUAGAAAAAGAUGUGAAUUCAACUAUUAUCAGAUCAUCAAUUGAGUAUGAAAUCAACGAAGAGUUCGCUGCCAAUGUUUCCUUCGCCAGUACUGCUCUUUUGGAUCUCCUUGCUAAUGCAAUUGGGAAGUAUCUUACUGAGAAGAAAGCUGAUGACUGAUAGAAUCCAUUAAAGUUUUUUCAUUUCACAUUUUUAGUUGCUUUUGGAAUAAGGAUUUGUGCUGAUGUUGCACCUCUCUCUCUCUCUCUCUCUCUCUCUCUCUCUCUCAGAGAUCACAAAAUAUGUUGGUGUUGGAGAAGAUCAUGAUAUUUUAUUAUUGAUAAGAAAGAGAUGAUGGGAGCUUCUUCUGUA